Molecule: messenger RNA, 1137 nt
Organism: Lobosporangium transversale
Lineage: Eukaryota; Fungi; Mortierellomycota; Mortierellomycetes; Mortierellales; Mortierellaceae
Exons: 3
Coding region: 1-1137 (378 amino acids)
Source: RefSeq, a predicted model, not a curated record
AUGCUCGGAACAGGAUAUCAAAGUAAGAGUUUUAGUGCACAGAUGCUGCGAGCACUUAAUCUUUAUGAUGCUUUGAUUCUCACAUACUCACCAUUCUCCCUGCUUUUACAUUCCUAUAAUCAGUAUGUGGAGGGAUCUGCAUACAAUAGCAUAUAUCGGGCAUACAAAUUGGAUGUCCUAACGUCGGGUUUCAUACAUCGGCACUUCUUCGCUGCAAUGCACGAGAUUGUGGGCUCGAACCACGCUGACAAUGAUCGUUUGUAUCAACUGACGCGGAUUAUGAAGAUGUAUCCAGACACUACCAACUCCCGCCAGAGUCUAAGUAUAGGUUCUACUACAAUGCUAUCUGGUAGAAAGGAAGAAGAAAAGGAGGAAGAGGAAGAGACAGAAGAAGAGAUAGAGGAAGAAACAGAAGAAGAGAUAGAGGAAGAGACAGAAGAAGAGACAGAGGAAGAGACAGAGGAAGAGACAGAAGAAGAGACAGAGAAGGAGACAGAGGAGGAGACAGAGGAGGAGACAGAGAAGGAGACAGAAGAAGAGACAGAAGAAGAGGGAGAGGAAGAGGAGAAAGAAGAGGCAGAGGAAGGGGAAGAGGAGAAAGAAGAGGCAGAGGAAGGGGAAGAGGAGGAAGAGGAAGUCAAUAGUGGCGAAGAAGGGUAUGAUGAUGGUGAUGAUGGCACCCGCGAUGAUGAACGUGGUUCUAAUGAUGGUAUUAGAGGGGUUCCCAUACCAGCAGAUCAAUCCAAGAAAAGGUCCUCUUUCAAUAAGGUGCCUUUCGCAUCGUCACAAUCAUUACCUAAAGUCCCUGUCAAGCGAAGACAUGUCGAGGAGGAUAAGGGAAGGGAGAUUGAAAUAGAGCAUGAGAACAAUGAUACGAGGAAAACGCAGAAACGCCUAAAAUCAGCAUCGCUUUUCCAAAUCAAGGCCAAGAUCCGCCUGACAUCCGAUGCAGAAGCACGGUUACCUAAGUCUGCUUGGGAAAUCAUGCUAGCAGGUUCAACACCCAUCCUCGCAGUCUCAAGUGUAAGCCAUGAAGAAAACCAGAAGAAGAAGAAGGAAGAGAAGGAGGAUGGAGAUGAGAAUGAAGAUAAGAAGAGUGGAAUUGAAGAGAAUGAAGAGGUAGUAUUUUUUGGAUAG